UCUCUGAAUCCUCCGCCACUCAACUCAUCAGGGAACAGGAGACGAACAACCUGAGUCGCUCCAACAGAAGAAAUUCGACCCACAAAGAGAAAUUUAAAGACUAAAAAGGACCUUUUUUUAAAUUUCAUCUCAGACAGCAAGUCAUCCGUUGACAAUGGUGUCUACUGGGUUCCAAAUCCUGGGCACAGCCCUGGGGAUCUUAGGCUGGAUCGGCGCCAUCCUUGUUUGUGCCCUUCCCAUGUGGAGGGUCACCGCUUUCAUCGGCAGCAACAUCGUGACGGCACAGACCAUCUGGGAGGGCAUCUGGAUGAGCUGUGUGAUCCAGAGCACGGGCCAGAUGCAGUGUAAGGUCUACGACUCCAUGCUGGCCCUCACCGCYGACCUGCAGGCCGCCCGGGCCCUCAUCAUCAUCUCCAUCGUGGUGGGCAUCCUGGCCAUCCUGCUCUCCGUGGCCGGGGGCAACUGCACCAACUGUUUACAGGACAAAACGUCGAAGACGAAGGUGGGCAUCGCGUCUGGGGUCAUGUUCAUCAUAUCCGGGCUCCUCUGCCUGAUACCAGUCUGCUGGACGGCUCAGACCGUCAUCCAGGACUUUUACAACCCUAUGCUGACCAGCGCUCAGAAGAGAGAGCUGGGCGCUUCGCUUUACAUCGGGUGGGGCGCCGCCGCUUUGAUGCUGAUCGGAGGGGGAAUGCUCUGCGCCAACUGCCCACCGAAAGACGAAAAUAGAUACGCCGCCAAGUACACAGCUGCCAGAUCCAACAUCUCAGCACCAGCAUCGUCCAAAGGCUACGUCUGAGACAACUCUGGCACGUUAACCGGGACAAACGAACUGGUGCUACUGGUGGAAACUCAWCACUGAUUCUAGUGUUUGAGGCGAGACACGAUCUAUGCAUCAAAAAGAAAUUUCAUUGUCAAAGUUGGUUUCUUUGUGGUUUUAGAAUGUACGGAUAUUAGUAAACUUUCCUCACUCACUUUUAAACUUUUAAAAUGCAUAWAUGUAAACUCUUUUUCAGUCAGUUGGAUUUCUUUUUAAUGAACCAUGUUUGUGAGUUGCAUUGUGUCACAUUUUGUAAAUAAACAUGAUUUUGUAAAAAAAAAACUGAA
Austrofundulus limnaeus is the source of this 1107-nucleotide messenger RNA. It is a transcript of the gene cldnb, whose product is annotated as claudin b. Gene Ontology annotation, molecular function: structural molecule activity. The record is from RefSeq and is a predicted model, not a curated record. Bases 155 to 799 code for a protein of 214 amino acids. Gene Ontology annotation, cellular component: bicellular tight junction; membrane. The transcript has a single exon. Lineage: Eukaryota; Metazoa; Chordata; Actinopteri; Cyprinodontiformes; Rivulidae.